AUGCUUGAGCUGCUGCAAGCCAUUGAACUGAAUCCCCGCUGUCCAUCACAUAAUAUUUGGUCCCUCUUCCUCCUCCUUUUCAUCGAUUUCUCCUUUUUCUCUCCUCUCCUCCUCUUCUGUUCUCUCUCCCUGGGCUUCCCUCUCCCUCCCGUGUCCUGCUCUGCUGGCCCUCCCCAAGUCUCACAGGGGCGCUCCCAUGCUCUGUACAACAACCAACCUUGCUCGAUUUCGCUUCGUUCGACGACCGGCUCUGUCUCUUUCCAUGCUCUCUCACCGUUCUGGCCUGGAGAGAUAAAACCCGCUGUCUCAUACCAGCACCGUCUACCCCGCCAAAAGAAGCCCAAGAGGGAGACCAAGAAGGAAAAGGCUGAUCCGAGCCUUGAUUUCUGGUUUGACAGCGGCAGAGCGGUUGAAUCAACCAGCCAGGGCGCUGGCUCAACGGGAUCUGCCGCCUCCGAACUCCAGCCCAAGUCCUUCAGUUAUUUCAGCAUUCCCUCCCUGUUAACCGAAUAA
Molecule: messenger RNA, 513 nt
Organism: Trichophyton benhamiae CBS 112371
Lineage: Eukaryota; Fungi; Ascomycota; Eurotiomycetes; Onygenales; Arthrodermataceae
Exons: 3
Coding region: 1-513 (170 amino acids)
Source: RefSeq, a predicted model, not a curated record